Molecule: messenger RNA, 990 nt
Organism: Trichoderma harzianum CBS 226.95
Lineage: Eukaryota; Fungi; Ascomycota; Sordariomycetes; Hypocreales; Hypocreaceae
Exons: 2
Coding region: 1-990 (329 amino acids)
Biological process (GO): fatty acid elongation, monounsaturated fatty acid; very long-chain fatty acid biosynthetic process; sphingolipid biosynthetic process
Cellular component (GO): endoplasmic reticulum membrane
Molecular function (GO): fatty acid elongase activity
Source: RefSeq, a predicted model, not a curated record
AUGGCAGACUCUCUGCCCCUUCCCAGCGUCGAAAGACCUUUUGGCAUCCACCUGUGGCCGCUCUUUAGCAAGGCGUUCGAGUAUGUGGCAGGAUAUCCGGCCGAGGAGUUCGACUUUGUCGUUGGCAAGACGCCCAUGUCCACGCUGAGGGACACGUCCAUCUUUGUCGCCAUUUACUAUCUCAUUAUUUUCGGUGGCCGCGAGCUGAUGCGGACUCGGGAGCCCUUCAAGCUCAAGACGCUCUUUCUGAUACACAACUUCGUCCUCACGGCUGUCAGCGCUGUUCUCCUCGCCCUUUUCAUUGAGCAAUUGCUCCCCACUAUCGUUCGACGCGGAACUCUCUUCGCCGUCUGCGAUGCUGAUGGCGGCUGGACACAACCCCUUGUGGUCCUGUACUAUCUGACCUAUCUCACCAAAUAUCUCGAACUCCUGGACACGGUUUUCCUCUUCCUCAAGAAGAAGCCUCUGACUUUCCUUCACUGCUACCACCACGGCGCAACGGCAGUCCUUUGCUAUACACAGCUAAUUGGUAGCACAUCGGUCCAAUGGGUUCCCAUCACUCUAAACCUCUUUGUCCAUGUCGUCAUGUACUGGUACUAUUUCCAGAGCGCUCGCGGGGUGCGCAUCUGGUGGAAGGAGUGGGUGACUCGCCUGCAAAUCAUCCAGUUUGUCAUCGACCUUGGCUUCGUCUAUUUUGCAUCAUACACAUACUUUACAUACAACUACUGGCCUUGGAUGCCCAACUGGGGCAACUGCGCCGGCAAGGAAUUCGCCGCCUACUCUGGCAUCAUUGUUCUCAGCUCAUAUCUUGUCCUCUUCAUUUCCUUCUACUUUGCAACCUAUGCAAACAAGGGGAAGAAGUCCUCUGCGCAAAAGUCGACACGCCAGGCUUCAAAGGCAUCAGCUUCGGCAUCUGGAGUGUCCGCCCAGGGCGAGGGCUAUGCUGCUACCAACGGCUCUUCGACUCGGUCUCGAAAGGCCAAGAACUAA